This is a messenger RNA of Gymnodraco acuticeps, 1029 nucleotides long. RefSeq lists its product as uncharacterized. The coding region runs from base 164 to 883 and encodes 239 amino acids. The transcript is spliced from 9 exons. NCBI's taxonomy places the organism in Eukaryota, Metazoa, Chordata, Actinopteri, Perciformes, Bathydraconidae. The record is from RefSeq and is a predicted model, not a curated record.
UUCAGGGGACUGGGAGCUUUUGAAGGACCAGAGGAAAGAAAACCCAGGAAAGAUCUGUGAAUACCCUCUGUACAUAAAGGUCGUUACCACUGACACGAUGACCCCAGCCAUUUCCACAGGGCAGACCUUCUAUAUUUUUAAAGGUCCCUGAUCCUCUGCAACCAUGAUCAAAUUGUUAAGUGUUGCCAUUGUUGCCGCAUUGUUCUUGGAAAGCCACCAGCGGGUUGCCGGUCCUUACCUCUUACCUGCAGAAGUUCCAGAGAUGAAGCCAAAACUUCCCUGCGACUAUUACACCCACAUUCAAUGCUGGACUGACUGGUUUGACAGAGAUGACCCCACUGGAACUGGAGACUGGGAAACCUUCUCCGAUCUUUACAACGACAACCCUGGAAAGAUCUGCCCUGAACCACAGGGUAUGGAGGCCACGACUCUCUCUGGACUCAGUGUGGCCGCAGCAGGGGAGGUGAUUUUUAAAAAUGACGCCACUUCAGGAUUCGUCUGCAGAAACGUUGAUCAAAUCCAAAAGAAGAUGUGCAGUGACUACCGUGUUCGUUUCAGCUGCCAUUCCCCUUUCUGUGGUGGAGGAGUGUGCUGGACCGACUGGUUUGACCGUGACAAUCCCAGUGGCACAGGGGACUGGGAGCUUUUGAGUAACCUGAGGAAAGAAUACCCAGGAAAGAUCUGUGAAUACCCUCUGUACAUUGAGGCCGUUACCAGUGACACGAUGCCCCCAGCCAUCUCCACAGAGGAGAACUUCUAUAUCUUCAAUCCGACUCAGGGAUUUGUUUGCCGCAACAAGGACCAGAGAAAGCGCAUGUGCCGUGACUACAAAGUUCGCUUUGGGUGUCCUUGCAGAAGAAACCCGUGGAGCCGUGUGGCAUAGUGGGCCCUUGUUUCUAGGUGUUUGGGUCAGGGGGUCACAGGUUCAAACCCCAUGUUACGAUUAUUGUGUUAUGUCACGUUUUGUAUGUCUUGUUUUGGGUGUUUUGCUGUUCUCCCUGUCGUGUUUUCCUCCGUGUAUAUUGUCUG